Messenger RNA from Passer montanus (Eurasian tree sparrow), 967 nucleotides. Its product is annotated as histone H5. Gene Ontology annotation, cellular component: nucleus; nucleosome. Gene Ontology annotation, molecular function: double-stranded DNA binding; structural constituent of chromatin; nucleosomal DNA binding. The coding region runs from base 223 to 801 and encodes 192 amino acids. Gene Ontology annotation, biological process: negative regulation of DNA recombination; chromosome condensation; nucleosome assembly. The transcript has a single exon. The record is from RefSeq and is a predicted model, not a curated record. NCBI's taxonomy places the organism in Eukaryota, Metazoa, Chordata, Aves, Passeriformes, Passeridae.
CGCGGUCCGCUCCGCGGCUUUAAAGGGAGCCGGCGGCGGGCGCGGCCGCAGAGGCACCAGCGGGGGCACCGGCGGCAGAGCGGCACCGGCUCUGCUGCGGCUUCACCCACCCACCGCUCCCUUGCCAGCCUCUCCCCGCCCAGGGGCGGGGGUCCCAGGCCGGGCGGGCCACGCUUCCAGCCGUGAGGGCAUAGCCGGGCAUCGCGGGACGAAGCACUCGCCAUGAGCGACAGCCCCAUCCCACUGCCACCGGCUUCGGCCACCAAGCCCAAGCGGGCCCGCUCAGCGCGGCGGCCGGCAGCCCACCCUGCGUACUCGGACAUGAUCACGGCAGCCAUCCGGGCCGACAGGAGCCGCGGCGGCGCGUCCCGGCAGUCCAUCCAGAAGUACGUGAAGAGCAACUACAAGGUGGGCCAGAAUGCCGACGUCCAGAUCAGGCUGGCCAUCCGGCGCCUGCUGGCCACUGGAGUCCUCAAGCAGACCAAAGGAGUCGGUGCCUCCGGCUCGUUCCGCCUAGCCAAGGCCAGCAAGGCGAAGAGGUCUCCUUCCAGGAAGAGGAAGAAGGCGGCCAGGAGAUCCACUUCGCCCCGGAAGACGGCUAAGUCCAGGAAAGCCAGGUCCCCGGCCAAGAAGCCCAAAUCUGCCGCCAGGAAGGCCAGGAAGAAGUCAAGGAGCCCGAAGAAAGCCAAGAAGCCAAAGACUGUUAAGGCCAAGUCCCUGAAGGCAUCCAAACCCAAGAAGGCAAGGAGGUCGAAAUCCAGAGCCAAGUCCGGUGCCCGGAAGUCGCCCAAGAAGAAGUGAGAAGUCUAGAGGCGUUUCGGUACUCUACCCAUUGGUUCUGUAAAUAGCUGUUGCCUUUGUUUUUACUCCUUUCUACUGCAUUUUAUAAAGAAUUGCUCUAUUCGUGAAUUGAAAUAGCUGAAACAAGGCAGUUGAUGAAUGAAAAAAAAACAACAAUUUAAAAGUG